Anoplopoma fimbria (sablefish) is the source of this 2795-nucleotide messenger RNA. Its product is annotated as P2Y purinoceptor 1-like. Gene Ontology annotation, biological process: G protein-coupled receptor signaling pathway. Gene Ontology annotation, cellular component: membrane. Gene Ontology annotation, molecular function: neuropeptide receptor activity. The record is from RefSeq and is a predicted model, not a curated record. The transcript is spliced from 2 exons. The coding region runs from base 1639 to 2637 and encodes 332 amino acids. Lineage: Eukaryota; Metazoa; Chordata; Actinopteri; Perciformes; Anoplopomatidae.
AUGCGCAGUCAUGUAAACAUUGCACAUGUCGCUAACAUUUGGUCAACGCAGAGUACCAACGCCUGGAUGUGGACUUGAAGCUUUCUUUAGAAGAAAGGACCAGGAAAUUCUCCUGUGAGGAGUAGAUGUCUCCCACCUGCUGCAGCUUCGGUCUGAACUGUUGCCACCGUUCUCUCCCAUUCUGCAUCUUUCCCCUGCCCAUGCUGCAGGUGACAUGUCAUGGAUUUGUGAGUACCAACCAACACAUAAUGUGUGUAUUAUUUCGGUACCUUACACUAGCAGGUGAAGCAGCAAUUUGUCUUAAGCUCCCGAGCCACUACCCAGGCCUGAAUCUUCUCAUUUUAUUUUGAAGGACAUUAUGUUUGAGUUGCAGAUUUACUGUGUGCGUGGCAGAGUGUGGUAAAUAAGUAGCAAAAGUUAUUUAUUCAGAAUGUAAUUUGCUAGGUUGGCCCAAAAAUGAGGUUCUAAGAUUUAACAGGGUUGUUUUCCAAAUAUCAAUUUUUUGAUGUGCUGGUGGUUCAAAACUUACUAUUCGUGCUGAUUUUCUUUUUUCAAUACACCUUACCUACAAACAUGAGAAAUGCAAUUUUCCCUCUCCUGACACACACUUUGUUUAAUCAUUAAAUCCUGCAAAGCGAUGCACCUUAAUGCCAUUAGCCAUGUUCCAGUACUAUAAUGUUGUCUGAGCUCAACUGUUUAUUUUGCCAAACUGGUAAUCAACCAUAGAACAGGUACUUGUAGAAAUGUUGUUGUUCUUGUGCAUUUAUUCAGCCAUUGUAUUUGCAACUCUGCAGUCCCUCAGAACUCUAGGGAGCAUAUUAGUGUCUUUCACUAGACACUAAUAUGUGUCUAGUGAAAGACACAUAUCUUUCACUAGACACAUGUUUGAGUUGCAGAUUUACUGUGUGCGUGGCAGAGUGUGGUAAAUAAGUAGCAAACGUUAUUUAUUCAGAAUGUAAUUUGCUAGGUUGGCCCAAAAAUGAGAUUCUAAGAUUUAACAGCAGCAAUUUGUCUUAAGCUCCCAAAUGGCGAAUGGUGAACAGGAGGGGGCUGAGCACACAGCCCUUGGGGGCACUGAGGACAGCUUAGGUUUUUUUGUUUUUUUUCAAGGAUUUUAUUACGAUGGGAUGUUACAAUAGUAUAAUAUUUAACGGUCACUGUAAUAUUGUUGAUAAAAUAGAGUAUCAGAAAAUACCUUCAGCUCAGUGUUUUGCAGCUGAAACAGAAAGUGUUAUUACAGGAAGCAGGGAACCUUACUGUUUCCAACCCCACCAGUUAACGUCUUCAGAAAUUGUCACUGUAAUAGGUUACCCACCAGCAGAUUGCUUGUCUCUAAUACGCAAACUGCAACCCAUACAGUUUAUUCAUUAAGUGUAAACAUUUUAUUUCUGUAAAGACAUCUUCUUUAUCUUGAAAGAACAUCUAGGUACCCCUCGAGCUACAUGUCACACCCAUCUUAUUUCUUGAAUACUGAAAGGUGCAAGAACUGAAAUGUGUUAUGUAGCGGAUGUGGCAUGAAAGACUUCCUCUUUUUACGUCAAUGCAUCACAGAUCCACUGCAUCUGGGAUUUUUUUUUUUUUAAUCUAUUCCAACACUUAACAAGGGUGUGAACCGUACUAACUGCUAUCCAGAGGACAAUGAAUAACACAAUUUGUCAACGGAUCAGCUUUGACUUUACAGGCAAAUUUCUGCCUCCUGUUUACAUCUUAGUCUUCAUCAUUGGUCUGCUAGCUAAUGGAUGGGGAUUGAAGUCUCUGCUGCAGAACUGGAAGAAACUGGGUAACGUCAAUGUUUUUGUUCUCAACCUCGGACUUGCAGAUCUUUUGUAUCUGCUCACACUCCCAUUUGUGGUGGUGUACUACUUCAUGGGUAGUAUAUGGAUCUUUGGAGAUGCAUUCUGCAAGAUAACAAGAUUCUUCUUCAACCUGAAUUUAUAUGGCAGCAUUGGGUUCCUUACUUGUAUCAGUGUGUACAGGUACCUGGCUAUUGUCCAUCCAAUGAGAGUGAUGGGAAGAAUAACUGUCACCCACUCUGUGGGGAUCUCUGUCAUGGUUUGGCUUUUGGUGAGCGUUCAAAGUCUUCCAGACAUGUUCUUCAGCAAAACAUUUGGAAACAACACUACAAAAUGCUACGAUACCACCAGUGACAUGUAUGUUGAGGAUUACCUGAAAUACAGCCUUGGAUGGACCCUCACUGGUUUCUGUAUCCCAUUCCUCAUCAUACUGGGAUGCUAUGGACAUGUGAUUGUUUUUCUCUGCCGCACAGAAACCACUGACAAGGUACUGAAACAGAGAUGCUUGAAGUUUUUGUGCGUUUUGAUUCUUCUCUUCUCUGUUUGUUACGUCCCCUACCAUGUAUUAAAAAACUUAAACCUGUGGUCAAGAGUUCUGUCCAGACAGAAGAAAUGCAGUGAGUGGUCUAAUGGAGUCUACGUUGCUCGUCAGAUUAGUCGUGGCCUUGUGUGUCUGAACAGUGCUCUCAACCCUCUGGUUUACCUUCAUGGAAAUGAAGCUAUUCGUGCUCAGCUCAGACGACGACUCCAGCAAGCUUGUCAGAUGUUCAGCCGCUUGAGUCCGUCAAACCUGAGGUCUGUGCCUGAGGCACAAACUGAAGAUGAAGUUGAACAAGAGUUAUGAGGUUGACAGCCAUACUGGUUGUCACAUCUACGUUAUAUGAAGUCAAUAUUUGUCGUAUACAGUUUGGAAUUAAUAUUUUUUUGUUUUCAUUGUUUUUGUAUCAUUAUUAUUAUGUUAAUUGCUUUAUAUAAAUGUGCUCAAUUGUUUUUUUUAAAGCU